GAAGUUAUAUUAAAUUCUAAUAGAUUAAUAACUCUACCUGAUAUUCUACAUCUUCUACCAGAAUUAGAGACUCUAGAUGUACGUGAGAACCCUGAUUUAGUCAUGCCACCGAAACCUGCCGAACUUCGUAAAGAUUUAUCUUUUUAUAAUAUAGAUUUCUCGUUAAAUAAUCAACUACAACUAGCUGGAGCUGCUCCUCUUGAAUCUACAGGACAAACACCACCUAGUAAAGGAGAUCCUGUAGCUCGUAAAUUAAGAUUGAGAAGACGUAGAGACGGACAGGAGAGUGAAAAAGUUUUAAAGGGUAUGAGAGACGUGGCUAAAACCAAACUAGACACACCCAGUAAAGAUGAUGAGGAGAAAGCUCAACUCAAACCGAAGAAAUGGAAUGAGAAUUUAGAGAGACCACAUUUAAAUUAUAGUGAGAUAUUUGACGAGGAUGUAGGCCAGAUUCCAGAUUUAACGUGUUGGGAAAUUGAAAACUUUGUACCUAUACAAGUAGAGGAAGCUUUGAUUGGUAAAUUCUAUGAAGCUGAUUGUUAUAUUAUAUUAAAAACAUUUAUUGAUGAUUCUCAGAGUUUAAAUUGGAAUAUUUGGUACUGGAUUGGUGAGAAAGCUUCUCUAGAUAAGAAGGCAUGUUCGGCUAUUCAUGCUGUAAAUCUACGGAAUUUACUCGGAGCAGAAUGUCGGACAAUAAGAGAAGAAAUGAAUGAUGAAGAUGAUGAAUUUUUAGAUAUGUUUCCUAAUGGAGUAUCAUAUAUUGAGGGAGGAAGAACAGCUAGUGGUUUUUACUCUGUAGAAGAUGUGGAAUAUGAACAUAGACUGUAUCGAGCAACUGGUACCAAGUUUGUUCAUCUUGAAAGAGUUCCUGUUAAUGUUAAAAGUUUAGAUAUUAGACAUGUCUAUCUUAUGGAUGGUGGAGAAAAAAUAUUUAUUUGGUCUGGAAAAUUAGCUAAAGGUGUUACUCGGACUAAAACAAGAUUAAUAGCAGAAAAAAUCAACAAAAAUGAAAGAAAAAAUAAAGCAGAGAUCAUCAGCCUGGCACAGAAUCAGGAGACUCCAGAAUUCUGGAGAUUUAUUGACGGUCCUCCGGAGAAUCUUGAUAUUAAAAUCAGUGAGAUGACUAACGUACCCGUAGCAGACGCUAGAUUAUAUAAAGUUGGUUUAGGAAAAGGAUAUCUGGAUUUACCACAAGUAGCAUACAAGUUGCGUUUAAAACUUAUUGAGAUUCCUAACAAUCGACUGGUUCAAUCUUUACUAGAUUCUAAAUGUGUUUAUAUCUUAGAUUGUAUAACUGAUAUAUUUAUAUGGAUUGGUAAGAAAUCUACCAGAUUAAUUCGAGCCGCAGCGUUAAAACUUUCACAAGAAUUACACUCCAUGAUUCACAGACCUGAAUUCUCAACUUUAUCACGCUGUCUAGAGGGAACUGAAUCUCAGAUAUUUAAAACAAAGUUUAUAGGGUGGGAUGAUGUAUUACCUGUAGAUUAUACUAGAACAGCAGAAUCUGUUAUCAGACGUGGUGCCGAUCUUAAGGUAGGACAACUAGACAAGAUGAAGACUGAUCUAUCAGCUUUGUUUAUGCCCAGACAACCAAUGAUGCCAAAAGAAGAAGCAGAUCAACUGACGCUAGACUGGAAUGAAGAUUUAGACGGAAUGGAAUCUUUUGUGUUGGAGGGGAAGAAGUUUGUCCGAUUACCAGAAGAAGAACUUGGAAUGUUUUGUAGUGAAGAUUGUUAUGUAUUUCUAUGCCGAUAUUGGGUUCCCGUGGAAAUACCUGAAGAUGAAGAGGAAGAUCCUGAUGAAGAACCACCAGAAGAUGAAUAUCGUUGUAUCGUUUAUUUCUGGCAGGGACGUAACGCUAGUAAUAUGGGUUGGCUUACUUUCACUUUCAGUUUACAGAAGAAGUUUGAGUCGUUAUUUAAAGAUAAACUAGAAGUUGUUCGACAAUUUCAACAGCAAGAAAACCUCAAAUUCUUAUCACAUUUUAAACAUAAAUUUAUUAUUCGAGAGGGAAGUCGUAAAGUCAAGAUGGACCCCACAAUAAAACCAUUGACUGAGUUUUACCACCUACGGGCUAACGGUAGUCCUAUAGCUACUAGAUGUGUUCAGUUGAUAAAGGCAGAUUCUUCUUUACUCAAUUCUUGUAAUUGUUUUAUAUUGAUGGUACCGUUUGAUAGUGAGGAUUUGAAGGGUAUUGUGUAUGUUUGGGUUGGAAGUAAAGCAGAUCAUGAUGAUGCUAAGAUUUCAGAAGAUAUCGCCUACAUGAUGUAUAAGGAUAAUUAUACUAUUCAGAUGAUAAACGAAGGUGAAGAACCUGAGAAUUUUUUCUGGGUAGGAAUCGGAGGUCGUAAACCUUAUGAUAAAGAUGAUGAUUUUAUGAAUUAUAUCAGAUUAUUCCGAUGUUCCAAUGAAAAAGGAUAUUUUACUGUUUCUGAAAAAUGUGCUGAUUUUUGUCAGGAUGACCUGGCUGAUGAUGAUGUCAUGAUUUUAGAUAACGGACAAAAUGUCUUCCUGUGGAUAGGAAAGAAAACAAGUGACGUAGAAAUUAAACUUGCUUUUAAAAGUGCACAGGUUUACAUUCAACACAUGAGAAACAAACAACCAGACAGACCGAGGAAACUUUUACUAGCCAUGAAAUAUAAAGAAAACAGAAGAUUUACAAAAUGUUUCCAUGGUUGGGGAAAAUAUAAAGAAGUUCCAACAUGA
Lottia gigantea (owl limpet) is the source of this 2706-nucleotide messenger RNA. RefSeq lists its product as hypothetical. Gene Ontology annotation, cellular component: actin cytoskeleton; cytoplasm; nucleus. The annotation marks the transcript as partial. Gene Ontology annotation, molecular function: phosphatidylinositol-4,5-bisphosphate binding; actin filament binding. The record is from RefSeq and is a predicted model, not a curated record. NCBI's taxonomy places the organism in Eukaryota, Metazoa, Mollusca, Gastropoda, Lottiidae. Gene Ontology annotation, biological process: actin filament severing; barbed-end actin filament capping; actin polymerization or depolymerization. The transcript has 23 exons.